Messenger RNA from Mugil cephalus (flathead mullet), 4101 nucleotides. It is a transcript of the gene trappc11, whose product is annotated as trafficking protein particle complex subunit 11. The coding region runs from base 381 to 3755 and encodes 1124 amino acids. The record is from RefSeq and is a predicted model, not a curated record. NCBI's taxonomy places the organism in Eukaryota, Metazoa, Chordata, Actinopteri, Mugiliformes, Mugilidae. The transcript is spliced from 30 exons.
CCUGGCAUCAGACUAGCUAAGAGAGUUUGUUGUUGCUUUAGCAACAGCUGCUAUAUUAGCCUUCGUUUUCUGGCUCGUCACUGUUGACACGUUAGUGAUUUAUUAUUUAAUGGUGACCACAAGUGGGAUUAGGCUAAAUCGACGUGAAGCAGCUUGAAAUUACAAGUACAUUGACGUGUACUUGCUGGUGAAAUUUGCAACCUCGCCCACUAGCUAGCAAACGAUAACUGCUAACCUUAUUAGAAAAGUCCAGUGAUCAGCUAACGUUAACAGUUCAUGAAGAGCAGCCAGCUAAGUCAAAGGAGCUUGCUGCGCUUAGCACCGUUACCAGUUCACCUGAAGUGAUGCGACUGAGGUGUGUCUAUUGUUGAAGAAUCAGGAUGGCAAGUUACCAGUGGGAGCUUCCUCCAGAGCUAUGUUGUCGCCCCAUGGCUUUUGUAGCCUUAACUGGUCUGGAUGUGGUAUAUAAUGCUGUACACCGGGCCAUUUGGGAUGCUUUCUGUGCCAAUCGUCGGGCUGACAGAGUCCCCAUCUCUUUCAAAGUUCUCCCGGGAGACCAUGAGUACCCCAAGUGUCGCACUAAGCGAACAUCAUAUGAGUGGUACAUACCUAAAGGCAUCCUGAAAACAGGUUGGAUGAACAAACAUCUGAACCUGGUACCUGCUCUGGUUGUUCUGUUCUAUGAAUUGGAUUGGGAUGACCCGCAGUGGAAAGAAAAGCAGUCGGAAUGUGCAACUAAAGUGGAGAUUGUCAGGACCAGUCUACAGGGCAGGAACACCAAAGUGGCUGUAGUAUUGAUCCAGAAGAAAACCCCUCUUCCUCCAGGAGAGGACCUGGUUGCAUCCGAGAGAGCAUCUGCUCUUUGUAAUGUCUGUGAUCUGUCUGGCAAGAGCCUCUUUGUUCUGCCACACACUGACCACUUGGUGGGCUACAUUAUAAGGUUGGAGAAUGCCUUUUAUGAACAUGCUCAGACAUACUAUUACACAGAGAUUCGUCGUGUAAAGUCACACAAAGAAUUCCUCAACAAGACAACACAUCAGCUGCUGUUUGUCAGGCACCAGUUUAAGAUCGGUUUCUUCAGUGAACUGAAACAGGACACUCAGAAUGCCCUCAAGUACUACAGAACUGCAUACAGCCUUGUGCAUGAGCUGAGAGCACAUGAGACCAACAUGCUGGAGAUCAAAACUAUGGCUGGAUUUAUCAACUACAAGAUUUGUCGCUUAUGUUUCCAACAUAACACUCCUCUGGAUGCCAUAGCCCAGUUCAGGAAGCACAUUGACCUGUGCAAGAAGAAGAUCGGCAGUGCUGAGCUUGCCUUUGAGCAUUCUGCUUGGAUGUCUAAACAGUUCCAGUCAUUUGGUGAGUUGUUUGAUGAGGCAAUAAAGUUGGGCCUGACCGCCAUCCAGACACAGAACCCUGGUUUCUACUAUCAACAGGCUUCCUGUUACAGCCAGGACAGGAAGCAGCUGGCACAGCAGCUUUGUCAGGCUGGAACAAGUUAUCCCUCCCCCGACCUUCUGGACACCCAGAGUGGAGGACUGGACUUCUAUGGCCAGAGACCCUGGAGACAAGGACACCAGAGUAUUGAUCCUCCAGAUGCAGAGAAAGAGAGGUUGGGCGUUCUGGCCCUGCAUAUUAAAGAGAGAGAUGUACCACAUUCUGAACUGAUAAUAGCUCUACUUAGUAACGCUGUGGCCCAGUUUAAGAAGUACAAGUGUCCACGAAUGAAGAGUCAUCUCAUGGUGCAGAUGGGAGAGGAAUACUAUCAUGCAAAUGACUACAACAAAGCACUAAAGCUGUUGGACUAUGUGAUGUGCGACUAUCGCACAGAACGAUGGUGGGGUCUCCUGACUGCCAUAUUGACCAUAGCUCUGCGCUGUGCUUAUCUGAUGGCUAGUAUUAAGGACUACAUCAUAUACUGUAUGGAGCUGCUGGGCAGAGCUUCAACUUUGAAAGAGGAGCAGAAGUUGAGGAUUGAGAAGAAUCUCAUCAAAGUCCUGAUGAACGAGGUUCCAGACGCUGAGCCUGAGUGUGAUCCAUCCUGUGUCAGUGCAGCCCGGUCAAUGUGGAGUGACCGCAUGGUUUUAGCCGGAUCAAAUGAGCUGACUGUGGAAAUGCAGGACUACAUCCCAUUCCUCCAGUGUAAAUCCAGAUUCCAGUCUCCCAGUUUCCAUGUAGACGAGUCCAUCCAACUCCAGGUCUUCCUCCGAGCUGACUGUCCUCAUCCCUUGUCAUUCAAUAAGCUGUCUGUCAGCUUCAGUAACCAGGAGUACAACCAGUGGUGUGUGGUGGAAUCUUCAGGUCAGGACAGUAUGACCCUACUCCCAGGGAAAACUAAAUGCUACAAUUUUAGCUUUGUGGCAAAAACUGAAGAUGUUGGUAAGAAAAUAGAGAUGACAGGUAUUGAGAUGAUGGUGGGCAGUAACAGCAGCCGCUGUGUGUUUCUGAGCUGGAGGGGUGCUGGUGGAGAUGCUGCCUCCGCCCAUGAAGCUUUGCAGGCCAGCAGGUCAUCGCGGCGAUGCGGGCGUGGCCUUGAGGCACGUCAGGAGCUGGACUGGGACAGUCUGACUAUGCAGCACAGCACCAUGAUCAUCUCCAGAAUCCCAAAGAUUUCUGUUCAGCUGAGCCACCAGCCUCCUGUACUCAUCAAUGAAAUGUACUGCAUCAGCCUCACUGUCCAAUCACAGGAGGACUCUAUAGCAAAGGAUGUUAAACUGACCACUGGCCUCAAACCAGGCCAGGACGCCAAUCUAGGCCAGACUACCCAUGUGACACUCAAUGGCUCUCAGGUUUGUGACGACAGUGCACCUGCUCUGCUGCCGGAAGUGCCUCUGGGAGAUCUGAAGCCAGGCGAAAAGAUGGAAAGAUGCGUCUAUGUGAGGUGUGUGUCAAACGGACCAAGGGUCUUCCUGUUCCACGUGGCUUACAGCAUUGAUACCACGGUAGAAGGACGACAUAUUGUCUGCAAAUGUCAUAAGGAUGAGACGGUAACUAUAGAGACAGUGGUCCCAUUUGAGGUGUCAGUCAAGUUUGCGUCCAUCAAGCAGUUUGAACCACUGGACCAGGUAGAGCUGGACAUUCCCUACCUGUUAAUGAUGGAUAUCCUGUCUUCGUCUCCAUGGCCUCUUCUGCUGACCUCCUCUUCUUUGCAGCUGCUUACUAUGACCAGCAACACGCCACAACUUCUGUCACAGUUACAGGAAGUGGUCCUCCAGACAGGGGAGUGUGCCAGUGAGUGCUUCUGUCUCCGAUGUCCACCACUAAAUAACAGCAAUAACACUGUGGCUACAGGGCAGUACCUGAUAUCAUGGAGGAGAAAGUCCUCCAGUCCGGACAGUCCUCUUGUCCAGACUGCAGUCACUCUACCUCAUGUCAUCCUAGAGUCAGUCCCUCUCUACAUCCACGCUGAUUUACCAUCCUUUGGGCGAGUCAGAGAGUCUCUUCCAGUUCGUUACCACAUAGAGAACAGAACACCUCUGGUGCAGGAGGUGGAGAUGGCAGUUGAACCAUCAGAUGCCUUCAUGUUCUCUGGACUUAAGCAGGUACGUCUCCGUAUCCUCCCUGGUUCAGAGCAGCAGAUACUGUAUAACUAUUACCCGCUGAUGGCUGGUUACCAAACACUACCACAGCUCAACAUCAGCAUGCCACGUUGCUCCAUCUCCAACACACAUGCACUGAGACGCUUCCUUCCACAACGCAUCUUCGUAAAGCCUCAGGGUCGACAGCUGGAUGAUGGAUUCAUUGCCGCGGCUUGAGGAAAAAAAUAGAUGUUUACUGUAAAUAGAACAAAGCAACAAUGGUGGUUCUAGAUGUAUGAUUCCAUGGAUAAUCAUUAUUAACACUAUUUGUUUUUCAUUGUCACGUAAAAACGCACCAUAAAAACCAUGUGUCGACCAAACAUCAGGAGAGAUUUUGUUUCCAGUGUUCAGAGUGAAUGUGAUGAUGUGAUGUGAGCAAGCGGACGAUAAAUCAACUGAUGCGUUUAAUCAGUUACAUUCAUUUAACAAUGGAAAUCAAGUGUGAAUCUGCUGUGAGCUAUAUGAAAAUUGUAAUACAUGAAUUGAAUGUGAUGAAGAUUUGAUUAAACUGAAGUGAUGGAAA